AUGACUUCAAAUACCCCAAAAUAUAAUAAGGGUCUAAAGAAGGAGGAAGCACCUCCGUACGGGGAAGUUUUAGUAAAGUGUGCGGAAGAUGAGAACUGCGACUACCAAACUAAGAUAAAAGUAAACAUAGGAAAUAACCAGAGGAUAUUAUUGCUUAUACGGCAUUAUAAAGAAGAGUAUUAUUUAAUAAUACAUCAACAUAAAUUAAUAGUAGCUUAUCCAAUGUAUUAUACUGGAAUAGCUCCUGAAAAAUCGAUAUAUAGCUAUAAAGGUUUUUAUGAAAGAGGAGAUGAUGACUUUGAUAAACAGAAUAAAAGAGGACAUGAUAGAUGCAUGAAAUAUGAAAUGAAUCUUCAUGAAAGGUCAAGUAUUCCUGUCUUCAAAGGGUUUAAUGAUAAGUCUUUUUCUAUGUGUUGUUCCUGUUUCGAUAUUCCUUUUGCAUAUGAAAAUAUUAAUACUGUAUAUCCGGAUUUCCCUAAAGAUAUGCGUUUAGAAUGUCCUACAGAUAACAGGUGGAAUAGGAAAUUAUUUAAAGAAAGACUAGUGUCUAUUAAGAGAAGUGUUCGUCAUUUACUACCAUUCUAUGCAAUAUUUCGUUUUAAAAAGGAAGUAAAAUUAUAUCUUAUUUUUAAUAUUACAAUUAUAAAAAAGGAAAAAAGUUUUUCCGACUACUAUAAUUUAUAUGAAGAAAAAACAAAUUUAACUGCAACAAGUUAUAGAUAUGUAUUAGAUGAGUUAACCAAUUUUAUGAACAUAUAUGAUAACAACAAGAUAGUUAGUAUAUCUUAUUCUUCAUCCGCCUUUGAUGAUAUUAUUAUUCCUAAAUUUUAUAAUAAUUAUUUAUUAUACCCAUUUUAUCCUGAAGAAUUGUAUAAUAUUAAAUAUGACACGUUAGAUUAUGGAUGCUCAUACAACAUAGCUGAUAAAUUUGAAUGUAUAGAAAGUGAUGAAAGUAGGUGUACAUAUACUGAAUCUAACUGCUUAAAGAAAACUAUACUAAUACCAAGACACUAUAUUUCACAGAGUAGUGAAGAAGUUUGUGGGAUCAUAGGUUCUAAUCUUAAUUCAAGUGAGAAGGAACAACACUGUGUUGCUAAACAUGAAUGUAUUCAAAAUACAGUAGAAUCAUAUUUAAAUAAAGCAAAAGAAUUUACAAAAGGAAAUGAAGAUAUAGUCACAAAAUUACCAGUAAUAAAUGGAAAAUAUCCUCAUUAUAUUUUUCAAAAAAAAGAUUAUAAUAAACAGAAUGCUGAUAAAAGAACUGUUGAUUAUUUCACAGAUACUAAUAUCCAUCAUUAUGUUGCUUAUGAGUAUUAUAAGGAAGACCGCACGGAAUUUAUUAUAAACUUAAGAAACAAAAAGAAGCAAAACCUGGCUAUGAGGGAUUCCUUUGCCCCAAUGGCCUAUGGACAGGCCAAUCCCCCUACCCAAAACCACACGGGGAUGGGAGGAAGGAGCAGUGUAAGUGAUGUAAAAGGCAUAAACGACAUACGCAGCAUGCGCAGUAAUAACCCUGGCAGUAGUGAACUGCGCUACAGAGUGCAAGGGGGAGAAGCGCCUGAAGGGGAAGAGGACAGGAAUGCGUAUGACAGCAUCAUCUUUUACAUGGAAACGCUGAAUGAGUUAAGAAUAAUCAACAUUUUAUACUCAGAUGUAUGUGAUAAAGUAAAUGAAGACAAAUGUGGAGUCCUCGUGCACGUAUGGAACCCAUCGAAGGAAGCUGUUAAAGCAAGACUAAAAUUACAAUGUAAUAUAAAAUCCGAGGGAAAAUAUACGAGUGAAAAAAAUUUAGUAUAUGAUGAAGGGGUAUAUCAAUUUUUGUUUUUUUUUCAAGUACCUAUAGAAACCUUUAAACUUUUUAAAAAUUGUAAUGUUUAUGCUUAUGGUGCUUUUAAGUUAUAUGAUGUACAGACAUAUGUUGAACAUAAAAAAGGAUUUAUUAGAAAUCUUUUUUAUCAUAAAACUAAAAAUAUUAGUAGUAUGAAAUUAUACUCUGAUGGGAUAAGGAGAUUCAUUUGUUGUUCAGAACAUACGGAAAUUUGCAAAAUUAAGAAUAUUCCUCAUUGUACUGUUGACGAAACUUUAAACUUGUUAAAUGUUUUCUUCUUUAUCUUAUUUCUAAUAUUUGUUGUUAUUGUCUUUCUCACUGGAAAUAAUAACAAAAGAAAUAGAAUAUCCAGUCAGGUUAAUGCUGGAAGUAGCCAAAACUCCUCCGUAGAUGAUGACAAGGAUAGCUGA
Messenger RNA from Plasmodium malariae, 2238 nucleotides. Its product is annotated as conserved Plasmodium protein, unknown function. The coding region runs from base 1 to 2238 and encodes 745 amino acids. The transcript has a single exon. NCBI's taxonomy places the organism in Eukaryota, Apicomplexa, Aconoidasida, Haemosporida, Plasmodiidae. The record is from RefSeq and is a predicted model, not a curated record.